Messenger RNA from Neoarius graeffei (lesser salmon catfish), 1248 nucleotides. It is a transcript of the gene cntd1, whose product is annotated as cyclin N-terminal domain containing 1. The transcript is spliced from 7 exons. Lineage: Eukaryota; Metazoa; Chordata; Actinopteri; Siluriformes; Ariidae. The record is from RefSeq and is a predicted model, not a curated record. Gene Ontology annotation, cellular component: site of double-strand break. Gene Ontology annotation, biological process: reciprocal meiotic recombination. Bases 1 to 963 code for a protein of 320 amino acids.
AUGAGCAAACUCAAACUUAAUCCCACACUGGCCAAAAUGCCGACUUCAUUUUCACUGAAGCGUCAGAGAAACAUAAGAUUUGGUGAAGCUUCCUUUGAGCUGUUAUCAGACUUCCUGAGCAGCCUCAACAACCAAAACAAGUCUCACUUGGAGAAUGUUUCAAGUGUGUGUGGGAAUUUUAAAGACAGAAGAGUCGUUGAACAUGCAUUCUUUAUUUGUGAGGAGUUUCAACUUGACCCUUUGGUGGCGUAUCAUGCCAUUGAAAUACUAGAGAGAUUUAUGCCGAAGCACAUUGAGAAUUUAUUGUCUCAGCAGAAGACUGAGGUGUGUGACAGCGGUGUGUGUGCAGCCAAAGAAAACUACGAAGAGCUCGUCUUUCAGAGUCUGAGAGACAAAUUCUGUCUCUUCAUUAUUUCAAGUGUGCAAAUUGCCAGCAAAGUAACCAUAUAUACCAAUGUGAUUGACAACAGUUUUGCAUUGAGAUACCUUCAGCUGGUGGGUAUUGAGUGUUCCAAAGAGAAAAUAUUAGCAUCAGAGCUUCUCAUCUUGAAAACUUUGGACUUCAGAGUUAACGUACCAAAUCCCCUGUCAUAUGCGGAGACUCUUCUAGAAGUUCUUGGCCACAAUGACCCGAGUACACCUGUUGUACACCUGCAUGAGUUGUGCAGAUAUGUUCUUCAAUUUGUUUACCUGCAAAAGGAGUCAAUCUACAGCUCAUUACUUAGGACUGUAACUGGAUGUCUCAACCCCUCUCCAGAUCAACAGACCAGGUUUCUGUUUGUGACUGAAGACUGCAUGCUGUUAGGGGUUGGAGUGAUUGCUGUGGCUGCUUUCAUCUACCGAACAUCUGCUUGGGAGAAGGUAGUGGAGGAGCUCACGCUGAUCACCGGUAUCUCAUCAAAGAGCAUCAUGGAGUUUGCUCACGUGACCCUCAUGCACAUCACCAAGAACAAAGUCAAAUAACCUGAAGGAAAUAUGAAGGAGACUAUUUUGCUACAGAAAUAACUGUGGUAUCUUCAAAAUGCAAAACAUAUGCAAAAUAUCUCCAUGUCCCAGGAUUGUGUAAAAAGCAGCACAAAUGUAGAUAUACUAAUGAGUGGAACAUUUAAUGAUUGAUAGAUAAAAUGAAAAGAUUUAAUGCUUUUCAUUGUACAGUUCAUCUACAUUUGACAUUUUUUGGUUAUUUAUGAUUUGGCAUUGUGUUGUUUCAGUUUUCAGUGUCAUGCAUAAUAAAUUGGUAGAUUGGUA